This is a messenger RNA of Aricia agestis (brown argus), 2366 nucleotides long. RefSeq names its product golgin subfamily A member 2. The transcript has 4 exons. Gene Ontology annotation, cellular component: Golgi apparatus; cis-Golgi network; Golgi cisterna membrane. Lineage: Eukaryota; Metazoa; Arthropoda; Insecta; Lepidoptera; Lycaenidae. The record is from RefSeq and is a predicted model, not a curated record. Gene Ontology annotation, biological process: Golgi organization. Bases 79 to 2151 code for a protein of 690 amino acids.
UUUGUGUGCGUUUCCAAUGGCGUUUCCUGAAAAGAUACAAUAAUAUAAAUUAUUCGUAGUAGAUUAUUAAUAUUGAUUAUGGAUUUAAGAGCAGAAAAAUUAGCCAACGCUCGGAAGAAGCUACGAGAUCACCAGGAGAAAAAAACAACCUUUCCUACUAAAGAUGUGGGGCUUAAUGACAUUAAAGAUGAUAUUUCGCAAGCUAACAAUAAUGAUACCUCAAAUAUUAUGAAAAACGUUAUUAAUUUAAAUGAAUAUGAAAUCACAACAUCACAGCAACCAUUAGAGACUACUGAAAAUGAAAUUUACAUUACCAAAAAAGAUUCAAGUGUCAAUGAUUUUUUAUUACAUGAAAAAUGUUCUCUUGAGAUGCAAGUAAAAGACUUAAAUGCAAAAAUAAAUCAAUUAGAGCUGCUUCAUGAAUCAAAAAUGAAAGAAAAUGAGUCUUUAAAAGACAAAAUCAACAGUCUUCGAUAUGAAUUAGAUGCUGAAAUAAAAAAACAGACAAUUUUCACAGAGGAAAAUAAUAUGAAAGAUAAUUUAAUUGCAGAACUUGAAUCUAAAUAUAGAAAUGUCAAUGAGGAAAAAAAUAAUUUGAUGGAACAAUUAGAAGUUACUAAAGUAAUGUUAAAAACUAAAGAGACUGAAAGUGUAAAAUUACAAAAUGAAAUGCUUACAUUGUGUAACCAAUUAGAAGCUACUAAACUACAAAUUCAACAAAUAAGUAAUGAUUCACAAGUUAAGUUUAAUGAGGCUGAAAAAUUACAAGAUGAUGAGCUUUGGAUUCAAAAAGUCACUUCCUUACAGCAACAGAUAGAAGCUUUGCAAAAAGAAAAAGAUAACUUAAAUUCUUAUUAUGAACAAUAUAUUAAAGAACUCAUUGAGCAAUUAAAAAAUGAAAAUUUAAAUAAAGAAAAGUACUAUGAUGAUUUACUGCAGUUACAACAACGAGAAAGCAGUCUUGUGGAACAAAUAAGUGAUAUGGAAAUUCGUCUCCAAAGUUUUAGCAACUUAAAAGAAAAAAGCCUGGAGAGUCACAGUAUUAAUUUACUGGAUUUGCAAGAAAAAUUAAAAAAUGUACAGGGUGCACUAGAAGAUGUAAAUGUGAGAUACAAUGAGCUUCAGAAACAAUAUGAAGAUAGUCUUGCUACCAUUAAAAGCCUCAGUGAAAGAAAUGAGUAUAAUAAUUAUUGUGAUCAUGACAAUAUAAGCAUGUCAAAAUUGAAUGCUGAUAUCACAAGUGACAAGGUUGCAUUACAAAAAGCAAUUCAACAAAACAAAAAGUUGAAGCAAGAUGUUGAAGAUUUAGAAUUGGUUGUUGUGAAAAUGACUAAAGACAAGCUGCAAUUAACAGAAAUGUUAAAUCAUGAAAAAAUUUUAAAUAAGGAUUUAAUCUUGAAAUUAUCAGACAUAGAAGAGAGCACUAAGAAUAUGAAUAAUAAACUCAGAGCUAAAGAUGAUGAAAUGAUUCGACUACAAAGUGGAUAUAGAGAAAUAGAAAACAAACAUGGAAAGUUGUUACAAGACCUUAACAUUAUUAAAGAAAAAACAUCCAAUAUUUGUCAUGAAGACAAAAGUCAUAACACUCAUAAUAGUGACAAUGCUGAUGAUAACGACGAGCAGUUACCAUCCCGUUACAAUGAUGACAAUAAAACUGAAAUUGUCAAAAUAGACGAUCAUCAAAAUAUUCCCAAAAUGGAAGCUAUGCAUAAGUUACAAGAACGCUUCCUUAAAAUAAUGAAUGAAGUGGCUAUUUUGUCUGAUGAAAAACAUAGACUUGAGCACAUAAUUACUCAAUUACAAAAUGAAACGGACACAAUCUGUGAAUAUGUUGCGCUGUAUCAGCAACAACGCAGUUUGUUAAAGAAAAGAGAAGAAGAAAGAAAUCAUCAAAUUAAUUUAUUUCAAAAGGAAUGUGAGCAGCUAAGACAGCAUGUGGAAGAACUUCGUUAUAUAAUAUUGCAGAUAAUAGACGAUCCUAAACUAACGUCAUACUUUAAAAACGAGGGCUUCGAAAAUGAAAUUGUGAAAGCCAAGAAAUUACUCGAUGUAAUACAAAGCAGUUGUUUAGUUGAAGCGAGAUUUGAUCGAUUAGAUUUAAAUAUUUUUUACCCUUGCAAUUGCUGUUCUGGUAAGCUUAUUGAUGUGUAAACUUAAUACAGAUGGCAUCUUCUUCAAUAAAAUAUAUAAUUAUGAUUUUACAUUUAUAUAAGUAAAAGCGACAGUUUAAAAAAAGAGAUAGGAGAAGAACAGAGCAUACUGUAUGCAGAGCUUGCCUCCUUUUUUAGUAGCUCUGUCGUUUUAAAGGGUUUAAAGGGUAUUAAAAAAAGUUUUUAAAGGGUAUUCUCGAAAUAAGUAAAAGGCGA